AUGCUGAUCUCGGUGAUUAUGAUUUGGGCGAUCAUCGUGGUAGAGUUCUUGCACCCUGUGAAUGUGCAGACGAUCCCCUAUGGCGAAGACUGCCCACGGUGCAAGUUGGGCUUCAAAAGCGUUUACACAGCUUCUCUCACCCUCUUCGCGCAGUUGGUCGCCCAAGACGGCUGGAGUGAGAUGUCUUUGCCUUUAGCCGAGGAGGCACCAUGGACUACUCCUUUGCUCUUUAUCAUUCUAAUGACAGUCUCUCUUGGUGUCAUGAACUUGAUCCUUGCCGUAGUGGUCGAGAAGGCUGCGGAAGUUAGAGAAAACGAUCAAGAGCGCAAGAUGAUGAAAAAAGAGGAGGAACGUGAACGCAACAUGAUCGAGUUGGCAGUGCUGUGUGAUCGAAUGGACAAUGAUGGCAGCGGUGCCUUGUCCUUGAAAGAGAUGCUUGACGGUUUUGACAACGAUCUCAAUUUCAAUGCGUUGAUGAAGUUCAUGGACAUUGAGCGAGAUGAUAUGCAGACGAUUUUCAACGUCUUGGAUUCAGAUGGCUCUGGAGAGGUUGACUAUGUUGAAUUUUGUCAUCAUUUGGGCAGUUGCAAGAAGCGAGAUCCAUUGAUGAUGUCUUCUCUAACCAGAUAUUCAGUGAUGGAAAUGCGGAACUUGGUCUCAGGCAUCACAAAUAGCAUUGUAGAGGUUUUGGAAGAAAACGCACAAAUGUUACACGAGCAGCUGGAGCUGCUUUGCUCAGUGCCAGGCUGCGAGCAAGCAGCUAAGGAGACUUCGGUUGGAAUGGGAAUGGGCAGUAACGCCAGUGCUGGAAGGUUCUUGUGUCGGAAGGCCAUGUUGGAUUUGAUUCUAUUUUCAGAGAAGUGA
Molecule: messenger RNA, 864 nt
Organism: Durusdinium trenchii
Lineage: Eukaryota; Dinophyceae; Suessiales; Symbiodiniaceae
Source: the annotation of a GenBank genome assembly